CGGCAUUGCCAUUUAUUGUCAUCAACAUACUGUACCACCACCCAUCCAACAUCACGUCUUGCCUAGCUAGCAGCUCCAGUAUCGCCGCUUCAAAACUACAGUUGUAUAUAAAGGAAAAAGGAGUUUUCUGAAGAUGGCCUCAAUAACUGAAGCAUGGGAGGUACUCAACUCUGACGAUUCCUUCCUUCCGUUCUAUCUACCACUGGCCUUUUGGACCGGGGCGUUCCUCGUCUCCAAGGUCCGAAAAAUCGAGUUCCAUGAUUGGAAACCUCUCCACAAUGCCUUUAAUAUGGCAGCCAUUGCUCUGUCGGCCAUAUCUCUCUACUUUGGCAAUGACAACAUCUUCAAUGAAAGAAUCCCCAUUCUGUUUUCACUCAGCUACUUUUCCGUCGAUUUGGUGGAUUGUGUCUGGCGCAGGGAUAUCGCCUUUACGUUUCAUGCCGUCUUCUGCCUUAUAUUGGGGACCUUCAACUACGCCACCCCGGUCCUCCGUACCAUACGAGCCAAUUCCAAAGCGUGCAUGUUCGAACUGUCGUCCCCCUUUCUCCAUCGAGCCAAACGAACGCGACAACCCACCGAUUUCCUCCUCUUUGUCGUUGUCUUUACAUGUUGUCGAAUUAUUUGGAUACCGCUGAUCGGAAAACAAAUGCACGAAGCUGGAUUAAUCUUUCCAACAGACAUUAGACAAAUACUGGUGGUAGGAUUCUAUGCUUUGAACUUGUUCUGGUAUUACAAGAUGAUACGAAUUGUUCUCGAUGCGGUAACCCAGUCAAAGCAAGAAAAAUCAGUGUAGCACAAACACAUACCGUACAUGCAUCCAAAGGAAACUGAGGAGUACUAGCAGGCUAGCUUGUGGGGAGUGGGUAGUUUUGGGGGGGCUCUGAAGAUCUUCUGAUUCAAAAGGCUGCAACGUAAUGGAGCCUUUCUGGACAACAAAAAUGAAACACUCAACAAUUUUGACGAAGCUGCUUGCUAUCCUUUUCAGUGGUCUCUGCGCAAAUCCAGCUUUAAAUCAAACAUAAACCUUUUUUAGUAUAUUAUCUUGGAAGAAUACGAUUCUCCUUAUCCUUUCUUUAG
Molecule: messenger RNA, 1077 nt
Organism: Seminavis robusta
Lineage: Eukaryota; Bacillariophyta; Bacillariophyceae; Naviculales; Naviculaceae
Source: the annotation of a GenBank genome assembly